Messenger RNA from Osmerus eperlanus (European smelt), 2432 nucleotides. Its product is annotated as alpha-1A adrenergic receptor-like. The record is from RefSeq and is a predicted model, not a curated record. Gene Ontology annotation, cellular component: plasma membrane. Lineage: Eukaryota; Metazoa; Chordata; Actinopteri; Osmeriformes; Osmeridae. The transcript is spliced from 2 exons. Bases 547 to 2109 code for a protein of 520 amino acids. Gene Ontology annotation, biological process: positive regulation of heart rate by epinephrine-norepinephrine; positive regulation of MAPK cascade; adenylate cyclase-activating adrenergic receptor signaling pathway. Gene Ontology annotation, molecular function: alpha1-adrenergic receptor activity.
UGGCACACAUUGCCUACGGCUCUCGAAAUAGAGUGAUACGAGAGGAUUACAGGCUCGCUAUUUGCUAGCAGGCGACUUAAAUUACCUAUCAAAAGCGACCAAUCUUCCAAUGCUCUCCGGCUACCAACGACCACUAGCCAGGAUCAUUUGGGUUAAUUCGGCGCGAGCAUGUAGGAUGUAGUUCAAGGGCGAGCAGGGACAGAUUGGAACCCCGCUAGGAAGGUUGGUGCGGGAGGGUCACGGGUGCGGCGUGUCCGCAGUUUUUGUUCACCUCACUGGAUAGCUGCGGAGUAGAGGACAACAGCAGAUAGAUUGAGAGAGACAGAGCGAGAGAGAGACACAGAGAGAGUAUAGUCUCGAAAUUAACAGCAGUCCUGCAAGGCACUAUCAAAUUGCAAAGUGCAUUUUUUAGGCAGAGCUGUCCAUGGGACUGACGCACCAUAAAAGGUUAUACGGAGAGUUCUCUCCCUGCUAUGCAUUAAGGGUAUAAAUAACCCUUGGAACGUUGUAUGUGUGUUGUGAUCAACUGAUUCUGCCAACUUUUAUAUGGCAUGGCGGAUAACCUUCAUCAAAAUGAGUUUUGACAUCGAAGAUGCUGCGAACUUCUGGAAUAACGGUUCCGCGGAAAUGUCCUCGGUGGCGCAGGCCCCGGUAACGUUGCUGGAGUCUGGGAAUAGCUCCAACCGUUCCACCGUUGCGAGCCCACUGGACCUCACACGCGCCGUGCCUGUGGGUAUGAUCCUCGGUGCCUUCAUAGUGUUUGCUAUCGUGGGGAAUAUCCUCGUGAUCCUGUCCGUUGUGUGUAACAGACAUUUGCGCAUACCGACCAACUACUUCAUCAUCAACCUGGCCAUCGCUGAUCUGCUCCUGGGGACCACGGUGCUCCCUGUGUCCGCCACCCUGGAGAUCCUGGAUUACUGGGUGUUCGGACGGAUCUUCUGUGACAUUUGGGCCGCGGUCGACGUGCUGUGCUGCUCCGCGUCCAUCAUGAGCCUGUGCGUCAUCUCCAUAGACCGCUACAUCGGGGUGCGCUACCCGCUGCAGUACCCCAGCAUAGUGACGGAGAAGCGGGCCUUGCUGGCCAUGCUCGGGGUCUGGGUCCUGGCCACCGUCAUCUCCAUUGGACCGCUGCUCGGUUGGAAGCAACCGCCGUCCGAGGACGACACCGUUUGCCCAAUCACCGAGGAACCGUUUUACGCGCUCUUCUCUUCACUCGGAUCCUUCUACAUUCCCCUCGCGGUAAUUCUGGCCAUGUACUGCCGCGUGUACAUCGUAGCCAAACGGACCACUAAGAACCUGGAGGCGGGAGUCAUGAAAGAGCGCACGGAUUCCAAUGAGUUUACGCUCCGGAUACACUACAAGGGCGCGAGACUGCAGGAGUACUGCGGGACGGGAAAGGGACAGGCGCGGAGCACGCUGACCGUCAAGUUUCUCAAGUUCUCCCGGGAGAAGAAAGCUGCUAAGACGCUCGGUGUCGUGGUGGGCAUGUUCAUCCUCUGUUGGCUGCCGUUCUUCCUCGCGCUGCCCAUCGGUUCUUUCAACGCAAACCUGCGGCCUCCCAAAACCUUCUUCAAGGUGAUCUUCUGGCUGGGCUACUUCAACAGCUGUCUAAACCCCAUCAUCUACCCCUGCUACAGCCGUGAGUUCAAGCUGGCGUUCAUCCGCAUCCUGCGCUGCCAGUGUCACCACAAGAGGAAGCAGGGCUGGCGAGCCUAUUACAACUACCGGCCCCACCUAGGCUCCGCCUCCAACCAAGCGUACCUGAACGGCAGCCUGCAAACCCUGUCCUCCAUCACCCCCUCCCCCCGCUGUGUCAGCCGGGCUGGUGGGGAGGCUGGAGGAGGCACCGGAGGGGGUACGAACCUGGAGCCUGGUUGGGGCAGCGGGUCCAUGCUGUCAGCCCUCUCCCAGCCCGGAAGCCCUUUCUCUGGGCAGAUGCUGGCGCUACCAGGGGCCGGGAGCCGGGGGGGGCUCGGACUCGGCAGGGUAAACCCGGUGUCACCGCUGCCCCGGGAGAUGGUGUCAGUCCACGUUAACAGGCAGAGCGGGAAUGGAGAUGUGGAGCAGCACGGAGAAGAUGGCAGAGCCACAUCCGAGAGCCUGAUGUAAUCAUGGAGGAUGCCACUGAAAGCGUUAAUUAACCGUGACACACACACACAUGAGAACUCCUUCUCACACUGGCGGGACAUCAAUGCAACAUUUCUGGGACACGACAAGAUCAUUGUUUUCUGAAGAGGACAGGGAUAGGUGUAGUUCAGUGGUAUAGUUUGACUGCAAAUCAAAAAGUUUAAAUAAAUACUUUAUUUAUUAUUACAUUCUUUAAGAGAAAUAUUUGCAGUUUGGUUCCUCAGUGACCAUCACUGAUGUUGACCACUAGUAAUGGUCUCUCUAAACACUGAGACUGAAAUAUCCUGUCCCGUCAGGGAUGAGGA